Messenger RNA from Lymnaea stagnalis (great pond snail), 39551 nucleotides. The record is from the annotation of a GenBank genome assembly. Lineage: Eukaryota; Metazoa; Mollusca; Gastropoda; Lymnaeidae.
CUUGAUUUCAAAGAUGGCGGGGACCAAAAUAGAAAGGCAUGCAAUGUUUACAAUAAUCAUUUAAAGGAUACAUUUUGUUUGAAUGUCAUGCCCUUCCUUUCCGUAGAUUGAACAGUUUCUAUGAAUCAUUAAAUUUCAUUAAGGAAUUUUUAAAUCCCAUCAUUGCUUACAGCAGAUUAGCCUAAAUGUUCGGAAUGUUUGUUGUCACCCAGUGCCAGUCCACAACUUUCCGAGUAACUUUCACUCCAUAUAGUUAACUUAGUUUAGACACUGAGUCGGUACUGAGUAACCAGUUACUUGAGCUACCUUUAUGUUGUUUGAACGGUUUGAUUUAGCAACUCAACUGAAUCAGUAAUCUUUAGCUUUUUUUUUUUUUACUAAGAGUCCACUCAACUACCCCUCAGUUCAGUAGCUCUCGCCAGUCUGAGGCUGAGAAGUGUCUAAUCUCCUUGCCUUUCUUGAAACAAUUUCCUGGAUAUAUUGAUCUAAAAACAAUUAUCAUACCACAUUACUAUUGAACAAACAAACUUAAAAUUAAGGAUUUUAAAAAUUUUUUGUUCUCUUAUUUACCGCACGUUUUACAUGAGUUUCAUGUGAUACAGAAACAUCAUCAGCCAUUCCAACAGGUGCAUUGCAAAUUUCAAUAUUUGUUAUGUUAUUACUUUAACUCUCAGUCUGCCUCAUAUGAUACUUCUUUCUCACAUAUUCCGAGGGGGGGGGGGCAUAAAAAAUCUGCUUUAAUCCUUGCUCAUGAUGGGAUUGAAAUGUAAAACACUUACUCUUCUAACUAAACUGAUAAAAUUAUGGGAAGAUAGGGGCAUGAUAUGUACAUUUAAAAAUUUUAUUUUUAAUAUAUUCUAGUAUUCGCCCCCCUCCCUUUGAAACACGCCAUUCUAGGCAGCUGCAUAUAUGACCUAUAAACCAAAAGCAAGCACUACUCAGUCUCACCCAUUGGGCCUUUCAAUGACCAUGGAUUUUGACCACUUAGUUAAUAAAAAAUAAUUAAGCAAAUUUUAGACUAGACUUAGUUAACUUACAGUUUGAGCAGAACAUGACGGUCUGUAACAUAAUAUGUGAUGGAUAGAAUGGCCUAAAACUGAAAGCUUAAUCUGAGGCAUAAGUCUACAUAGAAAAUCCCUUGUUAUUUUUAUGUCGUCCAUGUGCCAUUAAAAAUCACUUGUUAUGCAAGGUCUGGCAUGCAUGCCAUGCUAAAAGUAUUUUGGUCUAUUUUCAAUAAUAUAUUUAGCCUACAAGAUUAAAUUCAUUUCCUUGUUACAUCUUUAGUGUUGUUCUUGCUCUUCUAUUACCAUCAGUGCACCAAUGGUCUGAGUCAUUUUAGGGUUAGGGAAUGGAACAUUUUAACAGGGGUUGCUUUUUAAUUUACUUACAGUUUUAGUAGCAGACAACUAUGGCAGACAAUAAGUGGCACUGGUUAUGUGAGCCUCCGACCACAGGCAAGUUAAAAUAGCUUUAUUUUUACAUUGUUUUAAAAAUGGUUACACGGAAAUAAGGGUGUAUUUAAAUUAUUUAUUCAAGCAUGAUAUUUUAUUACAGAUACUUUUAAAAUUUAAAGGAAACAACUCAGUGCAGUUACAUAUUUACGUACUGUUACUUUGUUAGGUAUUUUUUGUUGUUAUUACAGAUACUUUUAAAAUUUAAAGGAAACAACUCAGUGCAGUUACAUAUUUACGUGCUGUAACUUUGUUAGGUAUUUUUUGUUGUUGACAAUUUUAAAAUUAUUCUUGCAUAGGAAUAUGUGGAACGUGAGCUCAUCAAGUGCAGGGAUAAACUGAUGGAAGGCAUUUCUUUCUAUAAAAAACCGAGGUACGCGUAAGUAUUAUUAGCAGUGUGAUUAAUAAAUUCUAGAUCCCUUAAAAUAUUAUUGAAAAGAUUGCCAUUUGGUUACAUUCAAUAUUACUGCCAUGUCUACAUAAAAUGAUUUCUUUUUAGGUAUUCACGUAGGAAACAAACCAUGUAUCAAAAAUAUAUCAAGCCCUUUAUUUUCUUUUGAUAACUAAUAAAAAAUAUGUAACAAAAACAUUUUGAAACCUAUUUCUGAUAUUAUUUUUUCCCCCCUCACUUUAGAAGAUUAACUACAAAUAGUUGGACUUUUUUAAGUUGUAAUACUUGUAAAUUACUUUUGUUAUUUCUUUUCUCUAUUUUAUUCAUAUCAAUUUUAUACUCAGAAAUUGUUCACAUUUUACAAUAAGUGUUAUAUAAUUUUGUAAAUAGGGGAAGAAAAAAAACAUUUCAAUUACCAUAAAUUACCACUAAGUGAAGGGAAUAUGGUUCAGUUUUUGUUGUUUUUGUUGUAAAUCCUUUUAAUAAUUAUUUUGGUUACAGUUCAACACCUGGAGAAUCACUGAAGAAAGAAAAACAUCUGAAGAAAGUUCAGCAAGAUUUCAUUAUCAAAUUAAGCCAGUUUUUGGUAAGUCAGAUUUGGUAACAUAAAAAAAUAAAAAUUGUAAUCAAAUUCUUCUGUUCUUUUGUCUUAUGAAAAUAGUCAUAUGUAUUUCAGCCUUUUGAGUUCUGUUUUAAAAAAGAAAGGUAUUAAUUUUAUUUUUUGAAAGUUAAUAUUGUCACUGCCUUAUUCACUUAAAAAUUGUAUUUCUGUGAUGCCCAUUAAAAAAUAUUUAUAGAAUGAGACUAUAUUUUUUUCUUGCUAGAUAAAAAAAAUUCAAUUCAUCUUUUAAAGUAUAAAUACUUCAACAGGCAUCAAUAUUUCAUUUCAUGAAAGUAAUUUUGUUUUUUUUAUUCAUAAGUUUUUGAUUGAGCAAAUAUACAUUAAAAAUCUAAAUAAAUUCUACUACAAUGGUAGACAUAUCCUGAUUUUUUUUCUUUAAAAUCCCUUGGUUGCAUUGAAAUUAACAUUUCUUCAGUUUCAAAAUGUUCAGUAUUUAUUUUCCGCAAAAUGGUGUGGUGACCACAUGCUCCCACACCACAAAUCUCCCAAUACUCAUAUAGCUACUUAGCAGUGCACCUGUUUCUGAACUUUUUGAGAGAGUAAAAAGUGAUUGAGAAUAGAGGAAGCAGUGAUAAGAUCAGUACUUAAAUUUACAAGCAGAAAAAAUGUUAGUGUCUUCCACCUUUUCCGAUUUCCUUAGAUUUAUUUUAAGUUUUCUUAAAAUUUUUCUUUUUCUUCAUUCACUUUUAAAUAAGUGUUACAUUUAGAUAAAAUGUCUUUAAAUUUGCUUGAAUAAUUUCAGGGUCUUGAUGAGGUACAGAGCUAUGAUCUGUUUUGUGCCUACCUUCUCACAGAAUUCAGGGGUUCUCAGAAAGAAAUCAAUGUAAGCAUUCAAACAUUUUUUAUAAAAAAAUUCAGCCUGCUAACACGGGAAGUCCACGAAAAUGUUGAAAACUGCUGCAGAUCUGUAUUAGUUUAGACUAAUUCUUUUAUGAGCAGGUGCAUAACUCAGCUGAACCAAUGUGUAUAACGUUGCACAUAGUUUUGUGUCAUAUCUCGACAAGGAUAAACUAGCUAUUAUGUAUACAACAUUGUGCAUAACUUUUUGUUAUAUUUAAAAAAAGCAAAGUAUAUCUAUACAAGGAUAAGCUGGCUACGAUGCAUUGUAUAAACUUUAACAUGAUAAAGAAUUUUUUAUCAGUGCUAUAAUUAGGUGAGUUUUUUUUGUUUUUUUUUUUUAGUGCCCAUUUUACUCUGUCAAACAUGAUAAUUAAUAAGUCUUUGAAUUUUUAUUUUAAUAAAAAAAAGUUUUUGAAGGUUUGGAAAAAUUUUCUGAAUUCUUGAACUUGAACCUGUUUAAAAACACCCCCAAAAAUAGAAAUUUAGAUAUUGUUCUACAAUAUAUUUAUAUUUUAAUCAUUAAAAGAGCCCCCGCCUCUGAUUUUAAUAUAUUUGUACUUUCCGCAUAUUUCCUUUAAUAUUUGUUUUAUGUUUAAAUUUAAACUGUUUAGAGUUCAGGUGUUUUGCUAGCGCUCUAGAACAUGCUAAGUUAUAAUGAAUUAACAUAAAACUCAUUUUUUUUAAAGAGUAUUACUUGCAGUUAUUUUGGCUGUCUCAACUGUCUCGUUUCUUGUAUAUUUGCAGCAUAUCCUCGGCCAUGACAGACAUUCUCAGACACUUAUCCUGAAGAUACAAGACUUCUACCACGGGGAAAGAUUGUACCUGCUGAGAUGUCUGAGAGAGAUAAUGCAGUCCUGGUUCACUGGGGAACAUCCUUACAAGGUCAAUCAUAUUGUUUUUAGUUUACAAGACAAACAAUCCCACCCUUUUGCAAGCAUAAAUGAUGAGAAUAGUGCAGGAAUGUAACAGUAUAUAACUCAUUUCAUCAUAAGGUUUACCCAUUUCACUUGGAAAAAUAUUUUUUUUCCCCACUGGCAACAGAAAUACUAAGCUCUAUUGUAUAAUUGACCCAACACUUGGUGGUUGUAAAUAACGAUGCUCUUAAAACAUAGGUUGAAGUGGUUGGAUAAUUCUGCAUCAUCUCCUGAAGGGACUGCUGCAUCAUCUGCUGAAGCUUACAUGACUGCAUUUAUAGCUAAGAAUGAACACUGAGAAGAUAUGACCUGCUGUUUACACAUCUUCAUUGACACCUGUCAAUACUUUAUGGCAGCGAACUGACACCAGAAAGAAAAUUCAAUUAUAGCCUAUCCCGGGACAUUUUCUUUAAAUAAAUUUACUUGGUUCUUUUCUAAUGAAAAUAAGGAUUUAACUACAUUUUUCAUUUUUCUCCAGUUUUUAAUUUAUUUUCAUUCCUUUAUUUUCAUCGAUUCCUUCAUUUUCAUCCAUUCCUUCAUUUUAAUCCAUUACUUUAUUUUCAAGUGCUUGCUUUGCUUACUUGUGCAGGAUGUGUUUACCAAGUUCGCUAAGGACAUGCUGGGCCAAAACCUUCUUGGCAAAAAGGUUGGCUUAAAUAAAUUAAUAAACUACCUUUAAUGACUGUUUGUUUCUUUUAUACCAUUGUUUUCAUGCUUUGAGAAUUAUUAUCAGUAAAUGCAUACUGAUCGAUGUCUUGCAAAUAAAUUAACCCUUUGCCUUAAUAGGAAGCUUACUUACACAUGUCUUUCCAUUAAAUUUUGCUUUCUUGUGUAUUUUGGCCCUUUUUAUCUGUACUUCCUGUGCUGGUUAGUAUCAUGGAUUUUAAAUUUCAAAAUGAACACUUCACUUCAGAUUCUGAAUCAGUUUGUGGAAGUUUGCAAUGCUUCCCUGCCAAACAAGGACACCAAUGGUCCACUUAUGGUAAGAAUUUCCAUUAUACUCUAAAGUUUAUUCUGAUCUGUAUCUGUGUAAGAUAAUUUUCAUUAUUUUUAUUUAUUUUUUUGUUUGUUUACCCUCACCUUAGAGACCUUUUCAAUAUUUUGAUAUGGGUUGACCCACAAUUCAUUUGUUCUCUGCUCGUAUUUCAGAAUCGUAUGCAGAUCAUGAGUUGGGCCCUCCAGAACCUCAAGGAGCAAGUGGAGCUGCUGGAACUGCUGCUAAUCUAUUAUAAAGACAUUGAGAUGGACUUUGAUACGUUUGUAGAGCUGUGCUCAAAAUUCAGGGUGAGAUAUUCUAGAGACUGAAAGACUUUAACCAACCACUUGAAGUCCUUAAGGAAAACAUUUGCCCCCAUCCCCACUUUUGUUCUAGUGACUUCGGCGGACGUCCUCAAUUUCCGAUCCCCCACCAUAUCUUUAUUUAUCAAAGUAGCAAAUGAGGGGCACAAAUUAUUUUCAAUGAUGCACUGUAUAGAAAUAUAUAAACAUCAGUCAUUUACUUUGAGACGUGGCCUAUGUUAGACAUGGGAUACGAUUAGUUAUUGCAUACAUUAUACUGUAUGUGUAUUUAUUUACUCUUACAAUAUGGUAUAGUAAGAUUUUGAAAUGGUAUAGCACUAUUCUGAAGAUCUACAGCCGUUGAAAGUCCAAGCUAGGAAAAGAAAGGCAUUAGUUAGGUCUGAGUGGAAGGAAGUGGUGAGGCAGGCAAAAGCCCUACAUGGUCUGUAGCACCACAGACUAUAUUAUACUAUAUUGCAAGUUCCAGUGUGACCAGGCCUGGUUCUGGUCCUAUUGGACAGAAAGCUAUGUUUGGCAACUAAAAUUCCUGGAAAAUAGUUGAGAAUGAUUUGUGGAGCUUAAAGGACAAAAAAAGAACAACAGGACAAUCAAAAGGCUAGCUUUCACAUAUCCUUGUCUAACAUUUCCUUCACACAAUCUCUUACUUAUAAAAUAUCCUAGAGUAAAUGCCAUUAUAGUUCAUGUUUGAUUGGUUUCACAUGCAUUUAUUUUUUUGGUCUAUUUUCGUAAUUGACAGAAUGACAGCUUCGGCUAUAGUCAGAGCUUUAAACAUUUGCUGGAUGCACAGAUGGAUAAAUUAGUCAAGAGAAUCGGGUGAGUUUUUUUUUUAAAUGGGAAUAAUCUUAACUGAGGAUGAUGGUACAGCACGAAAGGGAUACUUAUGAAGCAACUCAAAUUUGAAGGAAAAAAAAGGAAAUUUAAAAAAUGAUAGAUUUAAUAAUUAUUUGUGAUGUUUGUUUAUAGAAAAGCCAUAGUUCUGCCUAUGUUUAUGAAAAAAUUGUUUAAGAGGGUUUUCAAACUGUGGAGCUUUUUUAGAAGAAAGUGCCAUGCAGUAGCAAUGUAGACCUGUUAUUGGGGAUUGAAAUAAAUGUGUGUGUGUAAUAACAUUGAAAGGUUUAAGAUAAGUAAUUUACAACUUAACAUAAAAGUGUUAACACUGCAUUUUUUUAAUUUAUAAAAGAUUUUAAAUUUAGAUUUUGAGAGUGAUGAGUACUCAUUUGGGGGCCAUCACUUAAAAUUUUUAAAAAUAUUUUCAUAUUUAAUUCUCCUUAUGAAAAUACAUAAUCUCUGAAGUAACAUGGAUUUUUUUAUAUAUAUAAAUAUUGAUGUAUGUUUUAUUGCAGGUACCUGCAAGUUUUAAUCCUGUUAGAAGGCCUGGAUGUUUUAAUAGCCUUUGAGUUGAAGAAAAAAGAAACGUGAGUUCAUUUUUGUGACAUGUCACUGCGCACCAGCUCUGUGCAGUAAAUGCACUCAGUGGACAAGUCAUUUGAUCAAUAUUUUAAAAAAGGAUGUUUUAUUGACAUAUUUCAGUGCACCAGGUAUGCUCUGUGCAGUAAAUGCACUCGAUGCACAAGCCACUUUAUCAAAAUUUUGUUAGAGCGAUUCAGCAGGGUGUUUUUAUUAUAUAAUUUAGAAAUCACUUCUUUUUUAUGAUCACAAUGUAAUUUUUAUUUUAUGCGCCUAUCUGCUCUCUUAGCCUAACAGAUCAUUUUAUCCUGGGAAACAGUUCCAAUAUUGAGGUUAGUGAAAUUUUAAGACAUAAAAGUGUUGCACUUUAAGGCUUAUCUUAACAGAAAUUUUGAUGAAAUUACCUCUUUUUUUUUGUGUGUUUUAUUACAAUUUUUAAAAAAUUUAUUAAUGACAUCCAAUAGGUUUCUAUGAUAAAUUUUAACUCUUCACUAAGUUUAAUUUUACUUGGAAACAUUAAUCAAUAAUUUAUAAUUCCUUAAAAAUUUAAUCAGUUAUAAGGUAGCGAUGGUGGAGAGAAAACAAAAAUAGAAGAGGAUGUCUACUGAAUUAUUAAACACUUCAUUAGAUUAGUACUUAUAGUUUUUACAGCAAAUAGAUACUUUUGUACAUAAUUUACCAUUUAAGGCAUUUUAUAUAUAUAUAUAUAUAUAUAUAUAUAUAUAUAUAUAUAUAAAAAUAUAGUAAUGAUUGAAUAAAAGUUGUUCAGUGGUCAGUGUGUGAGGUUACAUGCAUGAACCAGAUAUGAGCUAAGGACUUAAUCUUUGUCCAAUUUCCAUGAACAGAAAGUGGAUGCAAUUUUCUCUCAGCUGCGUUCUGACCCGGCCCAUGGCCCCCUCAACUUGGCCUGGUCGGUCCUGCAGUACAUCCUAGGGGAGGCCAGCCAGACCGAAGAAACGGGUGGCGAGACGGUCAGCUCGGCCAAGGCGUUUGCCAGGGCCAGAGGCUACGGAAACGUUGCUUUACAGCUGGGGGUGUUUGAGUUUCUGAUGGAGCUCUUGGAAUAUGAAAGUUUUUCAGGGAAGUCUGUGAGUAUGACCGGUGAUUUCUGCCGUGCAAAACAAUCUCUGCUCGUCAGUUUGACUCUUGACCCGCCAAAUAGAAUAAUGCACACAUGUAUUACAAAAAAAAAAUUAAUUAUAUUAUAUAACAUUAAUUCUACUCUCCUUAUAGUUGGGGGGGGGGGGUUAUUUUUAGGAAAAAAACGGGCCAGGAUACAUUUUGAAAUGGUGAAAUGCAUUUGAAAAUGAUUUUGCUGUUACUUGAGCUAGAUGAAUGUAUUUGCUGAAUGUCGUAUAACAUUAAUGUUUACUAUCUGAUGUUUUGUAAAUGUCUUGUUAAUUUUUUAAAAAAAUUAUUGUUAUUUAGCACUAAUCUCCUCAAGUAUUUUGGCCAAUUUCAGAGUAUAUUUUUUUUUUAAAGUCCUAAUAAUUACUUCAUUCUGAUUACUAUAAUCUACCUAUAAAAUGGUGAAUAAAUUUCAGGACAUGGCAGCCACCGCACAUUAUAUCAUUUACUCGGUCAUCUCAACAUUACUUGCCCUGUUCCAUGAGGAGUCCCUGGGGAACACAGAGGUAAGGAAACUGACCAGAAAAAUGAAUUGUUUUGUAAUUGCUUAAAUAAGCAGAUAAUUUUUUUUCUUUUAAUGUACAUUACGCACCAGUGCAUGCCACCUUUGAAAAGUAUAGAGUUUCCAGAGUUUAUUCUUAAUUCAAAAAUGUUAAUAAUUAACUUAGAAUGAAUUGGUGUUGACUAUUUGUAUAGCUAUUUUCCUAUCAGCAUAGUGUUUGUUAAUGAAUAUUUAAAGACCUGGAUAUGCGAAAGCCAUGAGGAAAUUUUUUUUAAAAAUUCUUUUAAAAUUAAGCUUAAUUAAAAGUAAUUUUAUAUGCAAAUGUAACAAAAAGUUUCAGUCUGUAAAAUAUAUUUUAAUGUGAAAAUAUUGGAGAUUCUUGGCUAGUGAUGAUGAAUAGUUUAUCAGUGAGCUAGUAUUGCCCUGGGUGGUUAGUUUUUUGAGCAUAUGAAAUAAGAACUUAAAAAUCUUGUAACUAACUCAGCUAUUCAUAAUUGAGGGAGGUAUUGCAAUACAUGAGGUUUGCUAAGUAUGCUUCAGUCCACCAUGGCUGACGUCCAGGUAGGGACUGUCGUGGUAUGAUUUAGUGUUUAAGCUUUUCUGCCAUAGUUUUUAAUAGGGUGUUGACGUACGCCUCCAUUCUGUGUUCAUAGCAUUCCAGAUAUCUCAGAGUCGUCUGUACAAUGUCAUGUUUUUCUGUCUCUUCCUGCAGCCUUUGUACAGGAUUGUGAGCAAACUUCUUUCUUGGAACUUCAUUGCCAACACAUUUUGGGAACAGGUAACAUUUCCUGCAAUGGUUUCAAAAUAGUCAUUUCUGUGUCCUAGAAUUUUUUUGUAUCUAAGUGUGUACUGACUGGUCACAGUUUUAAGUCUAUCUCCUUAAAAGAUGUUUCAGAAAUACUCUCCAGAAGCUUCAUAAAAUUGAGAGCGCCAACCCCAUUUUUUUCUCAUUUUAAAUGGCUUCUUUUAAAAUAAUUGAGCAAAAAAUCAUCAGAAUUAUGUUCCUUUAAAUUUAGUUAAAUUUAGAAGAAAAAAUUAUUUCUGAUGAUUUUUUUUUUUGGAUUUUUUUUAGCAAAAAAUCAGAAAUAUUGUUUUCUUUUAAAUUUAACUUUGCACUAAAUUUAAAAGAAAAAUAAUUCUGAUGAUUUUUUUUUGCUAAGUUAUUAGUAGUAAAAGAAGAAGAAAAAAAAAUAUUUAAUUUGUAUCUGGUUUUUUGUUUUCUUCUCAAACUGUUUGAUGUCUGCAUCUCACAGGGUGAAUCAGAGGGGCUGGCCAUUCUGUACAAGUCUGCCAAGUCUUGGUUCCCUGUGGACUUCAGUUGUUUCAUUCAGCUUAACAUCUCACUUGCGAGUGCCAGCAAUUACAGUGCCAAGAAGGUAACGAACCACACCAGCCCCUCAUUCUCAGCCCUUGUAGAUCUUUUGUUUUGCUUUAAUUAAUCAACCCUGCUAGCAUGUGUAACAGGUAGGAACAAUCUCAGAAAUUAAUGAACUUAGAGGAAUGAAAACAUGCACCUUAAUUAAUGAUGACUCUUGAAUCUCUGGUGAAGGUCAAGGCCGGCCUCCUGUCGCUGAACAGGUACACAGAGCUGCUUGACAACAGCAAUGCCCAAGACCUGCAAUUUUCAGGGGAGUCAGGGGUGUUUGUACUCCAGAGGAAGAAAUACCCAUACCAGAAUAGUGAGAGACAUUUAUUAUUGUUUUUUAUUUAUUCUGUGCAUCACACAUGAUAAUUCUCUAGGUAUCUAUGUAACUUAUAACACUGUGUGCAGUAGGCGAGUAAAAUAAAAUUGCUUAAAGUUGACACUAAUUGCGAGUCUUGUAAAGUGUGUUACUUGAAUGCAUGUUUUGUCAAGUAACUUUAGUGGAUAGGAAUUCAACGCAUUGCCUCCACCCCUUGUUUUAAGGGCUAUUUCUAGUAAAUAAAUAUUUGUGUAUGAUAUCCAGUGAGACUUCUUUAGAUAGAAUCUUCUUUUGGUAUUUAAUUAUUUCUCAUUUAAAUAGUAAAAAUGCAGAGAAAUGAAAACUUGUGCUCCACGGCCACCUGAAACUAUUUACUUCAAAGCAUAUUUGUUGUUUUUAUUCGCUGCCAGUUUGUCAACUUUUGUUUGAAUGUUUUUUUCAGGUGAUUUUUACAUCAAUGCUGGUUGCCGGGGAUAUGAAACUAACACGGCAGGUAGCUCAGUUUAAAAAUUAAGGCUUCAUAUAUAUACGUUAGUGAUACAGACCUGUUUACUCUUACGAUUUUGCCGUACAAUGUACGAUUUUGAGGUGUAUACAAUAUAUAUGUUACGGUCAAUUAGAUUAUUUCUGGCAGUUUUCACAAUGCUUGGUCAUUAUAAAUAAUGACCGAUAAAAUCAGGCAAUUUAAUAAUUUUGUAUUUUUCUACGACAAUCUAGGAUAAUUUAUCACAAUGCCUGGUCAUUAUAAAUACUGCUAUUAUUUCUCUGGUCACUUUAAUUAAAUGACAGCAAUUUGGCAAUGUGCGUAUGGUGUGAUUCUCACUGGCCGAUACUAAGUAAAAUAGAACUCAAGAUGCCAAAUUGGUUUAAUCGACAUGCAGUCACAAGCUGAUGAUCAAUAUAAAUUCAUACUUGUACACCAAGAUCAUAUAUAACUAAAUUUAUUCAACUUCGUUCUCUUAAAAGUAGCUUAUGUGCUUUUGGAUAUUUUACCAUUUUUGGUGCGCCUACUAUUUUGCAAAGCGAUAAUAGGAGAGAAUUUGCUAACAAUACUAUUAACGAACUAUGUAGCAUGUGGCCCGAGUUAAAGAUGGGAAGCCCAGACACUCAAAGUCAGGGCUCCUUAGAACAUGCAAAUCAGGAAGGGAAAAAUAUGCUUUGUUUGUGGCUGGAAGAUGAUAACAGCAGAAAAUGGUCAGAAGGCAAACGUUUUGUUCAGAUUAUGAAGAACAGAUCUCAUCAUAGGGGCAUAAACUGUACUGUGGCAUAAAUCUGAUUUCCAUAACAACGAAAGAGAAAUAAAUGUCUCCGAGCCAUCUGAUAUUCAAGUCUCCGGUCAUGAAAAACGCGCAUAUGAAGGUUAUGAAGAUUCCUCAGAGUAUCCCAAUGGGAAAAAAAUUAGGGAGAUUUCAGCAAGCAAUCUAAAAAAAACAAGCUGAAAAAAUGUUUCAAAACUCUAAGUCAAAAUACCCUGCCGCUAAAAGUCGUGACACAGUUAGAGCUCGAGUCCCAGAUGUCGACAGAGGCCGCACCGAUGGAAGAAAUAUUUUGGCAUUUAUUUUUGAAAUAACAGAUGCCAACCUUUAUAAAUUAGGCACGAAACAUGGAAUCCUAAAUCAACUUUAUGCUAGGAACCAAUUUACCAUAUGUAAUGAAAAGUUUAUUGAUGCCGAAAAAAUUCCUCAGUCAGAGAUUUCACUAAGAGAAUGUGCAAGAAUGUCAUCCAAGACUGAGGGCCAAGACUGUAGUCGAUGUGGCUGUAAAUCUGACAAGCUCAAGUGCUGUAAAGAAAAAAGCUAUAUAACUUGAAAUGUCACCAAAGUGGAAGCUGCUCUAUUAAAUAGAAACUCUAGGAUUUGACAUUUUGUGUGUAUAUGUAUUUGUAAGUACCUACCUAAUAUGUUUUUCUAGUUAGGCGUACGUAUUUUUUAUACUUAUUUUAUCACCACCAGUUUGUUUCUUUAUUUUUUUUUUAGUUAUUAAAAAAUUUAUUUUAAUAUAAUAUCCUCUUAUUUUUUGUAUGUAGAGAAAUAUGAAUAAAAAUUUUCUCAAAUUGCCCACUCAAUUUCCAUCAUUAUUGAUAAUACCCGGGCAAUGUAAUAUUUUCAAUAUAAUUUAUCAUUUUGUCACAUCCCAUUGGGUAAUUUUUAAAUUGCCGGGGAAUUAUAAUUAAUGCCCAAUUAUUUACAUUGACCGUAACAUAUAUACUGUAUGUUUAUUUUUUACUAUAAAUAUAAGGUAUUGAUCGAUUUUGUGAUAUUGUACGAUUUUAAGAGUUUGAGGGCAAACAGUUCUGGUGAUAUAAAUUUUUAUGGCAUUAUAGCACUGGCAUAAAUUAGACAUUAUAUAUGUCUGUGAUAUAAAUUUUAAUUACAUGGUUAGCUACCAAUAGCACUUGCAUAAAUUAGGCAUCAUACAUGUUAGUGAUAUAAAUUGUAAUUGGGUAUUUAGCUGCUAAUAGCCCUGGCAUAAAUAAAUUAACUUGAGAUUUUUUACAAGUGAUUUCAUGAUUUUUUUUUAAAAUCAAGACUCUGCUGGCAAUGUUUGAUACUUUAACCAUAAAACAAUGGUUGAUUCUGAAAACAAAUUGCUGGGCUGGGUAAUGCAAUAAUUUUAUAAUAGCAAACAAAAUUUUUUUUUACAAUAUUCAUUAAUUUUUUUUAUAAUAGGCUAAGUUAGCACAGGACGAGGUACAUAUUUCAUUCCCAUAACAUGAAAAUUUCAACUAUUAAAUUAUUUCUAAGAUAAAUAACUCCAAACCCCAGCUGAGAGAUGAGAUCUCAAAAUAUUUGAUUAUUUUUUGUUUUUUUCCCACAGCAACAAGGCCUCACUUUGUUGGGCACAAAAUCAUCUGCUGGGACACAAGUUUCAAUGCCUGGCACAUGUUGAUGGGGGAAAUACACGAACUGUUGGCACAGGUGUCACACGGAGCUGGUAAGUCAUUUCAUGUUCCCAUAAGACUUUGCUGGGACAUUUUCGGCUUAUAUAUUGUUAAAAUAAUGUAUAUAGCCUUAGUCCUUGAUAUAUAAUUUAGAUUAUUAAUGAUUUUUAUAUUUUAAUGUAGUAGUGACUGCUAUCAUUGACCCUUGAUUUUAUUAAUUUCUAUGGUUCUUUAGAAAGCUUUCAUAAAUUUUCAUGUAACCCUAACUUCCAUGUAAAACCUUCAGAGUGGAUGCCACUCACCAAGCACUUCUGCUAGGACUAGUUUUGACAAACUUUUAAUUGCUUUCAUUCUUUAGGCAUGGUGCAAACAGAACAGCUGCUCAAGGUGACCAUGGUGACAAAACUGGUCAAAGAGGUCAUGACCUCUGACCCCACUUCCGUCCCAGAGUUCUCAGAGAUCACUAGGCUCUGCCACCAAUUGAUAUUGAGGUGACUUUUUGUCAUUUUUGUCGUGUUUACAUUGUACUAUGUAACUGCUGCUUGACAAGGGCAAGACGUGAUUGCUAUAUUCACUUUUUAACUUACUUUUAAUCACUUCUUUCAAUGAUUUUUAAAUCUGUUUCACAUGACACAGUACAUUAAUCAAAGCAGGAAACCUAUAGACAGAGUUGAGGUUCCUGCUUGGAUAUUCUAUACACAGAGACAACAAAAUAUCCAAGUAAUACCAUUUUUACUAUGUUGGGUCAGGGUUGCACCCAAAUCCAUUUAGAAUAAAUGUGAUUUUGAACUUUUUUUAGAUAACUAAAUGUAGAUGCAUAAAAGUCUCAGGUGAAAAUAUUAAGGGGACCUUUCCAGAAAAUUUUUUCCUGCAUUUUAUAACAAUAUGUAAUUAUGACUUUCAACUUCUGUCCACAUUCUUCAUUCAUUGGGUUUUUUCGUUUUAAUUUUUUUUUUUUUUAAAUUCACGUUUGUAAAAAAUAAAAGAUUAACUAACACCUUCAAUAAUCUAUUACCAUUAGAUUUGCUGUACUGAGCCCUGCCCCACUUGAGCUACUUGCCUAUAGUAUCCAGUGCUUGUGUCUGUCAGUGCCUGGGUUCUAUCCUGAGGUGCGUUCAUGGUUGCUGCCUAUGUAAACACCCUGGAAUUUUUAGUACAGUGAUGAGUGGACCUAAAUUAAAUAUUGGAAAUUCUAUUUAAAAAAAUAUUUAAAUUUUUGUUAUGUUCACUUUGAUUGCUGAAUUAAAUAUAUAGAAUUUUAAUAAGUGUUAAUUUAAAGAUAUGUGUCUACCUAUUUAAAUGGGAAAAAAAAUCUGUUUUAUAAUCUGCAAUUAUUUUUAUUUCACAUUUAAGAAUAAUUUUCAAAUAGAAAGUGGUCAUGUCAAGCUGACCCCUUUUAAUAAUAACAAUUUUUUUUAAUACUCUAGGUGUGUUUAUUUAUUUUUUUGUUCCAGGUGUCACAUCAUCUGAAACAAACCGGUCUUCUACCUUUCCUCAGCAAAAACAUUGAUGACUAUUCAGAAGUUUUAAGGUAAGAUUCUCUUAAAUUUAUUAAAUUUCACAGCCUAUUUCAUAUUCAAUCUGAAGGUUUUAUGUUAAAAAAGUGCAAGCUGGAGUAAAGAGGAAAUAAUGAACAAGUUACUUUUCUGGGCAAAGGAACAGCUCGAAAAAAAGAAGGAAAAAAAAAACCAGCAACAAUGGCAAAAAAUACAAAUUUGAGUGAUAAUUCUUAAAAAUAAAUUCUAUGCCAUCCCUAUGUCCAAAACAGGACCAAUUCAAGUGUGACAAUCCCUUUUAAAUCAGCUGGUACUUGCAUAAAAAUAAUUUAUUUAAAAACCAAUGUAUGUCUAUCCUUGUAAUAUUUAUUUCCUUAAGUGGUCAUUUUCAAUCAAAAUUAGCUGGCAGCAGAGAGGAAUACUAAAAAUUGUGGGGAAUCCAAUUAAGAGCAUUGAGUCACUUCUAGACUCAAAAAAAAAAUUGUCCUCCAUUCUGACAUAAGUCCAGUCACCUGUCACAAUUAUCCUCAAGCUGGGCCAUCUGACCACAUAUAUGAUCUGUCUUCAGUUCUUGAUAACAUUAUUAUUCAACACGUAUGUUACACCCUUUGAAACAAGAUGUCUAAAGGAAUGAGUCAAAAUAGAACAUGUAUUGACCAAUUCUGUUUGUCCGCUGCCCAGAUCUGUCCCUCAGGUCUAACAUUGCCCAGCCGUGCGAUAUACAUUGAAACAUUUGUAAAUAAUUUCUUUACAGGAAACAGGUCAUUCGUAAAUUUAAUAUAUGAUUUAUGAAUCUAAAAGAUUUACAAUCAAAUUGAUUGCACACAAAUAAUUAAUGAAUCAAAAGUUUUUGUAGGAGUUGAAAAAAGAAAUUGUGUGAUUAUAAAUGAUUUAAUUGAAUUUGUUUACUAUAGUGGAGAUGGUGUCAACCAGGGUCUCUAUGGGUGUGUGUUGGCUGGUACUGAGUGUGCUCAAGGGAUCUACUGUGUGACCUUAGCCGUACUUGACCUUGUGACCCAGCUGGUUCGGGUGAGUUUUUUUUAAGCAAAGACAAUGGGGUAUCAUAUAAAAAACACCUGAACACAGUAACUUGGUGAAAAGUGUCACUUGAAGGGGUAAGUCUUAGGAAAAUGUGGGUUAUAGAUGUCCAACAUGUGAAAAAUUUUACAGAGAUAAAACAUUUUGAGGCAUUUGGUAACAGCCUGAAUAAUUUUUUUUGGUUGAAUCUCUCCCUCCCUCUCUCUCCCGCCAUCCCUCCCUCUCCCCUCCUCCCUCCCUUUUUGCUAUCAUGCCCCUAGCCAUUCCUGUCAAUUUUAGCUGCCAUCUUUUUGUAGAAAAGAUUAAAAUAGUUUUUUUAUGAAAGAAAAAAAAAAUGAUAACAUUUGGGGAAAUGGGAGAAAAUGGCGUUGCUUGGAAAUUAAUUUUUUCUUUUUUUUUUUGGAUAUGUUCAUUUUCUCAGUGUUCAUCCAAGCGAGGAGGGGAAGAUGAACACAUGGCCAGUGUUUUGUUCAUACUCAGAGAAGUGUUCCCACGAUUCCACAAGUGGCGAUAUGUAGACAUUGACCAGUGCAAGAGUAUCGGUAAUCUAUAAAAUUUAUGUUGAGGUGUGCCUUCGAAACAUUGAUUGGAACCUUUUAAAUUAUUUUAAUCUUUACAAUCCUUAAAGAUCAGAAUUAAUUCAAGGACAUGUUUUUAUGUUUUUUUUAAUUUAACAUAAGUCACUACGCUUGCUGCUAACGGCAAUAAAUAAUUGGUAGCUUUUUAAAAUAUUUUAACUUUUUGUAUUAUGCAGGUCAGAAGUGUCUACAUCUCUUUCACACAAUUUUCAACUUUCUAAACCUGCAAGAGCGUCAACUUCCUGACAAAGCUGGGUGAGAUAAACAAUAUUUUUUUCAAUAGAUUAUUUUUCAUUUUCUCUACUUCUGCACUCAAUUAAGUGUUGCUGAACCAGUUGCUCGUCUGUCACAGAUUGUAGUUGCCAAUAAUUUAAAUUUGUUGUGCAAGAGAUUUUGUUUGUUAUUUUUAAAGUGCAUUCUGAAUAAACUGUUGUUGUUUUUUUUUAAGAGAUGAUGUGUUAGGUUUUGUUUUUCUUCUUAAGGUCUAUUUUUUUUGUUUGAUAUUCAUCAAAUUUUUUAUGAUUAUUUCAUUUAAAUUUUUAUUUUUUUCUUAGUGCCAAUUCCAGUUGCCCCAAACUCCAAGAAGUCUGUGUUUAUAGCCUGCUGUUUACUGAUGCUGGCAGGGCUCUGCUUGAGAUUGUGUCCACUGGAGUGGACAAUGUCCAGCUGACCCUGGCUCAACAAGCCAGGUGAUUGUUUCUUUUGUUAAAUUUGGUGCACAUGGAAAAAUGUAUUUAAACCUUUCCCUUUUCUCUCAAAUGGAGUCCCUUUUAGCCUUAUGCAUGCACUUGAAUUUUUUUUUUAAAUUUUUUUUUUGCCAACCAAAAAUUACUGAUUUUUACCUAUCCUUUUUCCUUAGCCUGCCAGUCAAAUAAGAUUUUUUUGAAAUUGUAAUAUUUUUUAAUUUAAAUAAUCCAUGAAAAAAUUAUGUUUGUCUUUAUUCUUGGUUUAAAUAUGGUCAGAAUUAUUUCCUGCACUUUCAUUUUUCUUAUUCAAUAUAGUAAAUUGGUUUUUUCAUUCUCAUUACUGAAUAGGUUUUUUGUGAAAAGUAUUUUUAACAAUGUUUUCUUGAUGCCAGUUUACUGAAGGGUGCAGGGGUAGACUUGGUUGACCUUAUCGAGAUCUCCUUGUCGUUGCUAAACCGUCUGCUCCUGCUGAAACCGCCCAACGUUGGCCCAUCCCCUGUGGAGCAAGCCCUGUCCUCGCAGCCCCCUGGAAGACAGCACCAGCAUUUGGUGGCCAUAAUAGCACAGUACAUUUACCAUCGCCAUAGUAACAAGCUGCCCACUCUAGCCACACUGUUGCUUAAACGGCUGGCGAUGGUGAGUGGCUUAUACCGGUUCAUUUGUUUUUGCUGCAAGUGUGUCUUUUAGGGGAUGAUAUUGCUAAUUCCCGUGGCCAACCCUCCUCCUUGAUCCUGUCUUGGGGCAGACCAUGGUGGAGUUAAACUAAAUAUGAGUGUUGGACUCCGAUAAAGCUUUAAAGUAGAUUAAUUAGACACAAAAUUUGUGUAAAUAAAACAAUAUAUGUUCAGCUUUAAUGAUAUAAAAUACAAAUGUAAAUUUUUUGGCAAAUGCCUUCAUCACUACAAAAAAACAAAACAUUUGAAUAAGUCAAAUAUACAGAUGGUAUGUUUGUUUAUGUACUAUUAAGGUACUGUGUUGCUUGAUUUUGAGACGAUGCCGUACGAUUUUUUAGUUUGGGGGUAAACAGGUCUGAGGAGCUCAGAGUUGAUCCAUUCAAGAGCCUCAAGAUGACACCAUGUAUUUUUAUUGACUAAAAGAUCUUAUAAUGUCUCAGUUGCCCAAAAUGGCCUUUCAAUUAAAUUCAUGUUUUGCACAUUUUUAUAAAUGUGAUAUUUAACUAUACCGGUACUAUAAAACAAGUGAAGCUAUCAAAAUAACAAAAGAAGACCAGAAUUAAUUGACCACUUCCAGUCAACCUUGAAACUUGACAACACUGAGGCUGAUUCUGUCAAAAUUCCUUACAAUUUGAAAAUUCUAAAAAAUCAGCCUGAGGUGGCCAUAAUAUAAAUGGGGUUUCUUGAUUUAAAAAUUUUUUGUUUAAAAAUAAGUAAUUUCCCACCGUCCUAGAAACUUCAAAUUUGAUACCGUAGAAGCUGAUAUCACCACAAUACCUAAAAUAUUUUUUUCAAAUUUUUUAAAACUAUUCAGUGAGGUCAGAUUGCAAAGAGGGGGUCAGGAGAAUGAUGCAUGGCUAAACAGGGGAAAUCCACUUGUUGAAAAUUCUUAAGACACACGACUUCACUGGCAUUCAUUGUCAUUUGAAAUACGAGUUCUUUCUUGCACAACAAUUAAACAUGGGAGCCCAACAAUAAUAUUUAUUUAUAUGUUUUUAAACCAAGUAGCUAAGGGUGAACAUUACCAAAACAAAGCGAGGCAGACCCUUUCAUCUUUAACUACGUAGGCUUAUAGUGUCGAAUUUGAUAUUAUUAUUUCUUAAAAUGGUAAAAACAAAACCAGGUAUUUGCUCCCCUGUUCUUAGUUUACCAGCUGUAUUAAUCACCAGGACUUCACGAAUAAAAUUAAGAAAACAGAUGACACAUAUUUUGAAGAUACGUGGUCAUCAGCAUAGGAGGAAGCUUGAGUUACACAAAUUAAGGGGGGCUGUUGUUGCCUGAGUUAUGCAUGUGAAACAGUAACUUUUAUACCUCGUCUCCACUACAUUUUUUAUAUUUAUUUCCUCACAAAAGUAUGAUAUAAUUGUCCUCAAUGAAUCAGAGUUCUUCAACUUUCAACUCAUUUUUCAUAUUGAGAUCCUGAAUUAUUAUCUGCGAACUUUAUGGAAAUAAAGUAAGGAAAGCUAAGACCGUGGUCAUUUCAGGAGGCCGUCACCCCAAAAAAUGUAAUAAGUUUAAUAAUAUUUUGUGGCAUACAUGAGAUGGAGGAAGAACAAAUAUGGUCAUAGUUUAAUAGAGGUGGGACAAUGUUUUAAUGGAGGGGUGAAUAACGGUGGAAACCGAAUAGGGGGGUGGUGGGUUUUUUUUUUAAAUAGAGGUUGAGAAGAUAAUUGGGAUGACAGGAGAGAGCUUGGUUGGGGUGUUGGAAUUCUGGUAGUGUUAGUUGCUGCAUCCAUAUACUGGCAUCUGUGGAUAGAUGGAUGAGCUUGUAUUCAGGGGCUUAAAAGCAGUAAUGAAUGAAAGACUUUAGGGAUAAAUAAGAAAUACCAGAGUAUUUUGGGUCGUAAAAUAUAUUAUUAAAAAAGAAUAAAUAAAUGUACACAAGAGCUUAAAGUAAACGGUAGAUUCUAGCAACACAACCCUAUCAUAAUGGUAACAUCUCACAGGAGACAAAACAUGAGUGCCAUCAAUCCAAAAAAAAAAAAACGACUUGAGGCUUCCAAUGAACCAUUAACUAUCCAGCAGCUACAGAUGUUCCCUUCUGCAGUUUGCUGUCUUCUCUUUAUUGUCCAUCACUUAAUCAAAUAAUUGGAGCUCAUGUGCACACAAAAAUCCACAUUUUGUAAAAUCAAUCAAUUAAAGGAAUCGCCCCACCCCCAGUAGUGAGUCACAGGUAAAAUGGCUAAUGUGGAAUAAAUAUCUUAUUUUUUAACUGUUAUUACUUUUAGAUUGCAACAUCAUACUGGGAAAUUUAUUUAUUUUAUUUUUUUUAAAUUUGAUUAGCAAAACUUAUGUUGUAGAUGAACUUGUUAAUUCAAUGACAUUCCAAGGAGCUUCAUUUAGAUGGUCAAGGGUCAAGGUUUGUCUUUACUUAAGUCACACUUUUUUUGUGCGUGCCUCAUCCGCUGCGAUUGGCAUGAUGAUCAAAGCAUAAGUGAUAAUCUAGCACUUGUUCGUAUUCACCACCAGGUGUCGCCCAUGUCCAUACUUGCCUGUCUGGGCAAUGAUAGUGAGCCAAUCAGAGACAUGUUCCUCACAAGACUGCAAGCAGUAUCUGAGGUGCACCCAUGUUUACUUUACUGUUACUUUAAUGAAGUUUGGUACAUUUUUUCCUAGUUUUCUAUCAUGCCAUGCAAAUGGCCAAUUUUAGUUCAAUAAUUCUUUUUUUUUUUUUUUAUUUUUCACUUGAAUGUUCCUUCACUAUUUUUUUUUAUAAACAUCCAUGUUUGUUGAAUUUUGUUGUAAAAAUGGACAAGAUUAUUUGAACAGUUGAUAACCUUUCUUUAAAAAAUCAAUAAAUACAUGUUACAGGAUAUUCAGUUGAAAGUAAGCAUUUUGGAUUUCUUAUCCGUCUGUGUGGCCACGCAGCCUGGGCUUAUUGAAAUCUUCCUGAACGUUCAACAACAUGGUGACAAAAUUGCAGACGCCACCAAGGUAGGCAGAGAUUGUUUAGACACAACAAAGCUGUCAAUGCAUUUUUUUUUUUUUGGAUCAUGUAUAUUUGCUACCACCACCCGAUGUUCUGUUCAGUCCAUGUUGCUAGGGUAGUGGUACUAGGGUACCACAACGCUUUAAUACAGUUCCUCAUGUUGUGGGGACCCCCCAACCACAAAAUUAUUUUUGUUGCUACUUCAAAACUGUAGAGUUUCGAAUAUGUUCUUUUGGAUGGUCUUAGGGGACCCCUGAGAAAGGGUCAUUCUACCCCCCAAAAGUGGUUGCGACCCAGAGGUUGAGAACCAUUGUGCUAGGGGAAGAAACAUGUUGAUCUAGUCAGGCAUAUCAUGUGCAGCUGUUUACUACUUGCGUAACGCUACACACUGACACAGCAAAUUGAUGUGACUCAAGAUUUUAAUAUAAAGGAAUACAAAUUGAUGAAUAAAAACAAUUUUAUGCAUAUUAUCUGCAAUCUAAUCCAUCUAAUAUGACAAUACUGUCACUAAAGCAGUCAUUAUUAAAUAGAGUAUUACAGAAUAAUAAUUUUUUUCCCUAAAGUGUGUCAGAAAAUGGCUGACCUUGAGUAUUUAAAUAUCAGUUUUGAUAGUGUUUUUUCACUUCUUGAGACUGAUUUUUUUUUUUAAGACUUCAUUUAAUUAAGUAGUCUUGAUCCUUUUGUAAAACCUGACAAUGAUUCUAUAAUAUUAUAGAGGGAUUUGAGCCUCGGUCGCAGCAGCUGUCUACCCAUUCUUCUGGACCUGAUGGAGGUGAAGAAACAGAGGACGUACCAGUGUCCCCCCGAGCUGCUGUGUGCCUGUCUGGACCUGGUCCACUCUCUGUGGAAGGGAAUGAGGGAAACACCAAUGACCGUCCUGAGAGCCAAGUGAGUCACUAUUUUGUGACUCCUGAAUACAAUAGCAAGCCGCCAGCGUGUAAUUUAAUGCAAAAUUUUCUUAUCAGUUGCCUCAUCAUUUGAAUCAAAAGCAUCAAUAAAUGGUAUUUUGUUUCAGUUACUAAUGUUAAACUCUCAAUCAUGUUUUUAUGAGCUUUCAGUAUAUAAAAGGUUUUAGAUACCUAUUCUGUAUUUACAUCAACUGUGUUGUUUCAGAGAAAGCUUUUGGCAGAGUGUGUUGGCUCCACUGCUGGUUGACUUACCUCAGGUGCAGGACCAAGAUGACCAACUGAGUUUGCAGGUAAAUAUCAGCAGGAGAUGGGUUGUCGCCUUGACAUCUCAGGCACUGACUCUGUAUACAGAGCCCCAUAGUUGCCAGUUCAGACACUGACUGUGUACAGAGGCCCAUAGCUGCCUGUUCAGACACUGACUCUGUGUACAGAGCCCCAUAGCUGCCUGUCAGCAUAGUUUGGUUUUUAUUUAUUUCAGAUUAAAUAGAAUUGAGAUCUGAAAUAAUUCAAUGAUGAAGUCUGGGAAAUAAAUAUUUUAGGAUCCAAUCAAAAUCAAAUUUGUCUCAGCCGACCUUCUCCCAGGGCAAUGUUUUAAAUAAUACGUUGAAUUAUGUUAUCUUUUUCUAAUCUAGUUGAGCCUAACACUAGCAAUGCUUUGCAGUGUCAUGUUGAUUUAAAACUAAUGAUUGAGAAACCAUAUUCCCCUGUGAUUUGUGAUGUACCAACUUGUCCUCCUUCUCCAGGCCAUGAAACUACAGACCAAACUGUGCGCGUCAUCACUGAGGAUUGUAGCUCUAGAAAUCUAUGCAAUGUCUACGUAAGUCAUUCUGUAGCUAUAAUUUGUGUUGUGGAUGCUGGAUGGUUGAGUGGUCUAAACUGAGUCAGUCCCAAGCUAGUGGUCUAGAGUUCAAUCCCAGCUAACUUUGGAUGGGAACUCAUCAAAGAGAAGGAAACUCUGAAUAAAAAACCCGGAGAAGGAGUCCCGUAGGCAGAUACUUUUAUAUAAUUAAAUAUUCAGACAACUGGUACCAAGCUGUAUCAUCCAUAUAUGGUGUUCCCUUGGGUUAUCCAGUUGCAUGGAGAGAGGCAUUUUGUCUAGGGAACCACAUUAAGAACCUCUCAAAGUAUACACCAUGGUCACAUUGUGAUGGAUCAAGGCCAUUAAAAGAAAUGGUGCAGAAGUUAUGGUAUUUUAAACUGGGAAAAAAAUUAAGUGAAUUCCUUGACCCAUUCUUAAAUCCUAUUUUAGGUGUGUUCUGGGGAAUUUAAUAUAACUGUGAUUAUGUUAAGGCAAAAUUUUUUUAUUUGAGUAUUUCAUCCAUUUAGAAGCAAUAUGUUAACUUCUGUCACAUAGAUUUCAAUUUUAGUCAGACACAACUGAUUAAACUAUUUUAUCCACAUAGGCAUAAAUAUAGUUCUUCCACAACCAUUAUUUUUUAAUUCAAGUGUAUUGGUCUUCACCCUUUCCUUUAUUUUUUUUUGUUUAUCAACUUUAGAGUAAUUUUUCCCACCCUCUAUAGCACCAGAUUGGACUCGAACUUCAAGAAAGCUCUCAAGUCCACUUUUAGCAAUGGGAGACUUAUUUACUGGUCCAAUGUAAGUGCUCGUCAUUUAUUAUUUUUGAAAAGCUCACUAUGGCACUGGACAGUCUGUUGCACUUAACAGUGAGGUCAAUUUAAAAUCAUUUCUGAACCCCAAUUUUGUACUCUUUAAAUCUUAAGUUUUUUUUGUUGUGUUUUUUUUUAUUACAUUUUUUUUUUAAAAAAAAGGUAAAGACACAAGUUACCGAUUCUCAACAAAUUCUCAGACAACUGUUUUCUUAUAUGCUUGUCUUAGUCUCAUGUUUGUUAACAUUUAUUUCAGGUCAUUUUGCUUUUAACUUUCUCUACAGUGUCUGCAAAUAUGUCUUAUAUUUCCCUCAUGAUAAAUAUUUGUAUUUUUCUCUCUUCUGUAUAUGUAUCGUGCAGGCUGUAAGACAGAGCCUGGUCCAGGCCGGUCAGGCCAGCAAAGAUAUCCAGCCCACCAGUGAACAAACCGUAUCAGACCUUCCGGCUCUGAACUUACUCUUGGCCUGGAAGCACUUCCUAGUCACUUCAAGUCAUUUUAAGGUGGGGAUUGCCAGAAUCUGUCCAUGCAUAAAUGCUUUGUUCUCCAAAAGUGUUGACCCAUUCCUGGCACUGGGUUGUGGGCAAAAUGUUUUUUUUUUAAAGAGUUGAACGUCUUAUCUUUAAACUUAAUCAUUCAAUGGUUGGUAUUAUCAGUAUUUAAACAAAUAUUUUUAAAUAAUUUUUCAUUAAUUUUUUUUUGGCAUUAAAGAAAAGAAAUAAUAGGUUUACAUUUUCAAAUAAUAUUACAUUUUUUUAUAAUAACCCAUGCAACCCCAUAUCAGGCGCCUGAAUGUUUACCAAUACUUUACUUAAACAUCGAAUGCCUGGCUUUCAAAUGAAAGUCUCCUUAUGUUAAGGCAUUGAUAUUUAAAGUAUGAAAGCGUGCCAUAUUUUCGUCAACUAUCUCAAAGCGCUCAUGAUGACUUAUGUACACACUAGACAACUCCGCUCAUCCGUUGGUGGCAAACUCUCGAUACCACAUGUUUGCCUUGAGACUCACGGACGGUGCAUUUUCGCAUUUGAUGGCCCAACAAUUUGGAACACACUUCCUGUCGCUCUCAGAAACACUGGAGUCUUUCAAAACCGAUUUGCAAACACAUCUAUUUCGCAAACACCUGCUGGGGUGAUGUUGUCUACCAUCUUUUCCAGCUAGCUAUUAUCUCCUAGAUGUAUAUUGGCCUGUGUUGUUUAUGGUUGCAAUGGAUGAAAGACUUAGAAGACUUACGUAGUUUUUUGUAAUGUUGCGUUUCGUAUUUUAAUGUGGUAUAAUAUAGAUUUUUUCAUUUCUCUUUUAAUAUGGUUGACUUUGUACCACGCUUCAAGCCUUUGGGGAUGAGGCGUGAUUUUCAAAUGAACUUUAUUAUUAUUAAUAUCUUAACUAAACACUGCUUUGCCAACUUUCCAGGUUGCCGACAUCCAGCCGACACUGAACCACAAAAAUGAGAUACUCUACGACCUCCAGUUUGGGAUUCAGGCUCAGUUCAAAACUGAUGAGCUGACCCCUAUGAAGAUGAAGCUGGCGUCCAUCGCUAGCGGCUUGUACUUUACAAUGGUCAAGUGUUGGGGAAAGUGAGCCUGGCUUCUGUUCUCAAUUUAUUUUAAUUAUUAAUUUUAUUGUGUUAAGUCAUUCCAGUUGUACGUUUCAGACUUCAUAAUCAGUCCCCCUGAAUAAUGAAAGGAAGAGAGCACACAUGCCAUUGGCUUUACUCCCAUAUGCCCCCCCUCACCUGCCAUGGCUGGUAUUAAUGUUACAAAAAAUAAUUCAUUGAAAUAACGUUUCUUAAAAGUGUGACACAGUUAUGUGGUCCAUACAUAUCGUGGUUUUCUUCUACCCUCUGAAUUGGAGUCCACAGCUUCAACUGAAAUAAAGCUGUGUAAUGAGACAAUUGUUUAUUCAGACAAUAUUUAAUCCAACACUCUGUUGGCCGCUGUCUUUCGAUUUUAGUGGUUGAGGUUUAUUUAUUACUCGAGGUUAAUCUCAGCCUCUUGAAUUCCUGUGUUACCUGGGUAACAAGUUCAGUCCACCUUGCAAUUACCCGUAGCUAGGAUGACCCAUGAUGAAUUCUUGGUGGAGAAUUUAAAUUUUAAAACAUUUUGCCCUUCACCUGCUCAUUAAAACAAAAAAAAUUGCUCUACAUCCAUGUUUUGGUAAUUGACAGAGAUGUGUUUGAGUGUGACAUGUUUUGGUAAUUGACAGAUAUGUGUUUGAGUGUGACAUGUUUUGGUAAUUGACAGAUAUGUGUUUGAGUGUGACAUGUUUUGGUAAUUGACAGAUAUAUGUAUGAGUGUGACAUGUUUUGGUAAUUGACAGAUAUGUGUUUGAGUGUGACAUGUUUUGGUAAUUGACAGAUAUGUGUUUGAGUGUGACAUGUUUUGGUAAUUGACAGAUAUGUGUUUGAGUGUGACAUGUUUUGGUAAUUGACAGAUAUGUGUUUGAGUGUGACAUGUUUUGGUAAUUGACAGAUAUGUGUUUGAGUGUGACAUGUUUUGGUAAUUGACAGAUAUGUGUUUGAGUGUGACAUGUUUUGGUAAUUGACAGAUAUGUGUUUGAGUGUGACAUGUUUUGGUAAUUGACAGAUAUGUGUUUGAGUGUGACAUGUUUUGGUAAUUGACAAAUAUGUUUUUGAGUGUGGCAUGUUUUGGUAAUUGACAGAGAUGUGUUUGAGUGUGACAUUGCCCAGUUUGAACUGCCUGGACCCGGGGAAACCGUCCAGAAUCUCAUCAAAGCCAUCCAGGAGGCAGGAAACGGGAACAGAAUUCUCCCGUCCGUCCACAUCGGUCUGCUGGGAGCCGUCACCACCAUCAUACAGCAGCACAGCCACAGGAUAGACAGUAAGAGCAGCUUGGAGAGACCUUGCUUUUUUGCUGUGGGGUGGGGGCAGGCUUCUUGUUGGCAGUAGUUGUUCUCUUUCAAAUUAUUGUUUUUUAGGAAGCACCUAGAGCAGGGGUGUCAAACUCAAUCGCUCGGCGGGCCAAAACUCAAAUCACAUGUAAGGUUGUGGGCCGAACACAGACCUGUUUACUCCUACGAUUUUGGCGUACAAUUUUAAGGUGUAUACAUUAUAAAUACUGUAUUUUAUUUUUUUCUAUUAAGAUAAUGUAUUGAAGGAUUUUGUGAUAAUAUUGUACGAUUUUAAGAGUUUGGGGAUAAACAGGUCUGCGAACAAGAUAAAAAUUCAAUAAGCGGAAAAUUAAUAUCUUUUUAAAAACAUUUAUAUGAAUGAAAACAGAUGAUUUUUAAUAAUUAAAAAUCACUUGCAUACCCAUUUUCGUUCUCAUGCCAGUUAGUCAGAGCUGGAUGUUUGGCACAUUUUCUUGGCUACAAAAACAAGUACGUUCGUUUAUGUUGGGAGCAAUGUUCUGUGUCAUUGAGAUUCUCAUGACGGACUGCAAGUGUGAUGUUCUGUUAAUCUUCAUCACAGAAAACGGCUUCUCAUACAUAUAUGUGCUACCCAACAUGCUCAAGGUUCGAGCUGCAUGAAGACAAAGCUGGUGCAUCUCUUCAGGAAUGAAACAAGUGGACUGCAUAGGCCCAGCUACGUCGUACUUUGCUUUUAGUGUCCCAUUACUGCAGCUCUGUAAGCUCCAUCUGCAAAUUUACAGAUGCAGUUUCCACGUCCAUGAUGAAUGGGUUACGAAACAGCUCGAAAUUACAUUUCUGUGCUUUAAAGUCACUGAAGCGCUGUUCUAAAUUGGCGCGGAGUAAGCUAAGUUUUUCAGCAAAGUGUGCAUUGGGAAACACCAUAGCUUUGACUUGCAUAUAAUUGCACGCCGUCCAGACCUCGCAGGCCUGAUAUAAUUGUUCGGCGGGCCGGAUAUGGCCUGCGGACCUUGAGUUUGACACAUGUGACCUAGAGCAUGAUGAAAUAAUGUCAUUUCAGUGCAAGAAAUUUUACCUUUGGUAGGUUUAAAGUUGAAAUGAAUAAGUUGAUUAUCAAGUUACCUUUGGGAAUUUUUUUAAUGAAUUGUUUUUAUUUUUCCAAGAUUUUUGAGUCAUCAUCAGCUUACAUUUUGAAUGGUUGGAAAUAAUCCUUUAAAUGUGCAUUUAAAAAAAUAUAUACCUUGAGGCCUAAAUUGGCAUUAAGAGACGGAGAAGUAAAUGUUUGUAGUUAUGUAUUGCCUUGACAGAAUGGACAAGAAUAGAAGGAGAUCAUUAGCUUUUACCUUGUGCAUCCCAAAAAUUAAUUAAUGCACCGCACAAUGCAGACUAAUAGUUAAGAAUGGGUGUCUUCAACAUCUGCACCGCACUAUGGAGACUAAUAGUUAAGAAUGGGUGUCUUCAACAUCUGCACCGCACUAUGGAGACUAAUAGUUAAGAAUGGGUGUCUUCAACAUCUGCACCGCACUAUGGAGACUAAUAGUUAAUAAUGGGUGUCUUCAACGUCUGCACCCCACUAUGGAGACUAAUAGUUAAGAAUGGGUGUCUUCAACAUCUGCACCCCACUAUGCAGACUAAUAGUUUAGAAUGGGUGUCUUCAACAUCUCCCAGCCUAUUUUGUGGUGUAAUUUUCAAAUGGUUUUACAUAGUCUCAUUUGCAAGCUGAAUAAAUUACUGGUUGCAUUUGCUACAGCAUAGCCGCUGCUUAAGGUAUGCUUUAACUCAGUCAGCCGGAGCAUGCCUCUAACACAGGGAUCACUCUAAAAUAAUAUCCCUCCGUUUGGUUUGACUCCCCAGAUCUCCCAGCACUAAUCGCUGAGCUGCUUCCUGUGGUUUGCUCUGUGUUCCUCCAGAGCUCCUGGCAGGUUCCAUUACUCUUGGAGGCCCUGUUCAAACCAAGGCAUGAAGCAGGAGAGUCCAGCGGCCCCCAGCAGUCCGACACAUUUGGUUCCCACAUCAAGGUCUGUCUCUGGUCAUUGUUGUUUAUUUAUAAGCCAAGAAACUAAACCAAAAAAAAGACAACAAAAAAACUUGCAGAUAAAAGUCUUUGGAGCCAUGUUAAUGACUGUUUAGCUUUACAAAAUCUGGAGGCAUAUCAAUGAGUGUACAGCUUUACAUUGUAUCCUCCAAUAGCAAGGAUAAUGAUGUUUUUUCUAAUCAGUAAAUGGGGGACAAAGUCUACUUGUUUCCGCCAAUAAGUAAUAGGAGACUGUAUCCCCUCAUUUACUGCCCCUCUGCAUGUCUGUUACAACCUUACAGUCUGUUACAACUCAACUAGUUCAUUUGCUACAACCCUACAAGUCUGUUUGUUACAACCCUACAAAGCUGUUGGUUACAGCCCCUGUACAAGCCUGUUGGUUACAGCCCCUGUCCAAGCCUUUUGGUUACAGCCCCUCUACAUGUCUGUUUGUUAUAACCUGCAGUCUGUUACAACCCUACAAAGCUGUUGGUUACAGCCCCUGUACAAGCCUGUUGGUUACACCCCCUUACAAGCCUGUUGGUUACAGCCCCUCUACAAGUCUGUUUGUUACAACUCCUCUACAUGUCUGUUUGUUACAACCCUACUAGCCCGUUUGUUACAACCAUACAAGUUUAUUUGUUACAACCCUACAAGUUUGUGGCCAUGAGUAGAUAUAAAAACAUUUUUUUUCCCUACAGCUUCAGAUAGUCUGCUGUUGCCUGAUGGUGGAGAUUCUGUACAUUAGCUCAGAUAUGAACUCAUCCCUGGCCAUCAUGAAAGAGCACAGCAUUGUCACAUGCAUUUUGACCACAAUGGAAGUUUUGUUCAAGGUUAGAAACAGUGUCCUGGAGUAUCAUGACACCACUUUAGUUAUCAGAUAUCUUUAUAUCACUUUAGUCUUCAGAUAUCUUUAUAUCACUUUAACCUUCACAUAUCUUUAUACCACUUUAGUCUUCAGAUAUCUUUUCACUUUAGUCUUCAGAUAUCUUUAUAUCUUGUAUCAGAAGUUCUUGAAAUGAUGUCCUACUUUACUGGCAUCUCCUGCAAUUAUGGGUUGUUGGUUUUGUUUUUAAGGGAGUAGUGGAGUUAAGGCUUUGAAUUUCUAUUUGGCUUGGUGCAUGUCCCUCUUGAAAUAUGCUUAACCUGAACACAGUUAACACAGUCAUUCAUGCUUGCUCCCCCAGGCCAGGCAAGGUAUAUCCUACAUCUACACAUGUCUGCUGCUGCUCAUCAAGCUCGCCAACACAGAAAUGGUAAGGAAAUGAAAACUCAUCGUCCGACGUUGCUCUGAACACUGAGAAGAGUUCCACAUCCAUGCCACCUGGACAGUUAAACAUUUUUGUUCAUUCUACCAACUGGUCCCUGAAGUCCAUUAAAAUCAUUCACCAUGUUUAGAGCCGCAAUUUGAAUUGUGCUGACAAGAUCUGUAUUAUACCAAGUAAAAUUUUCAAUAAAUUAAGACCCCAAUAGAAUAUUUUUUUCAAGCUGCUAACUAAAAGGGAAUUUAUUUUCUUAAAUUAUUAUUUUGACAUGAAACUGAAGCUAACAGAUGUCCUCAAAUCUUUGUGAGAGUUUGAAAUGAACCUUAAUUUAAUCACCAUGUAGAUCUACAUGAAAAUUUUUUUUGUUUAAUGUCUGUGCUCCAUCCAGGGUUCCAGCAUGCUUGCACACAGUGACCUGACGGCACACCUGUGUCUGGUGCUGGGCUCUUGUUACGCCAGUGAGGAUCCGUCCCAGCCCAGGAGCACUGUAUCUAAAGUAGGUCAUUAGUCCGUGUUUACCUGAAUGCAAAGCAACUUAAAUGGCUCUGACAAAAGAUAUCAGGACAACCUCCUCAGCAUAAUAACAAAACUAUAAAGUGUAUAAUUUAAACAGCCCCGCACCGGUUAUUGGAUAUAAUAUUACAUCCAUGUUUGAAAAUAACUCUGUGUACAUCAUAGGCAUGUUUGUAUUUUUCCAACAACUCCAAGCAUAGAGUUCUAUGACCUUGAGGUCGUACUGAAGAGACCUUUUCAUUUUUUUUUUGAACUUGGUGAAAACUUAUUUAUUUUUUGGUAUUUAUUUGCUACAACUCAGGCAUUCAGCAGUCUGCGACCCACUUCGGUGACCUGGCACACCCUGUACUGUCUCAGCCUUGACCUCUUCUCGAUCAUGCUUCGUGUUCUGGGGUUCUCAUUCCUUGAUGAUGCCCUCAAUGUUGUGGGUGUCCAUCAGGACAGAAUGCAACAGGUAAGAACCAGAAGAGGGGGGGGGUUGUUACUCGGAGGUUUCUAACUGUGCGCUCAGCAAAGCUCUAACCUUGAACUUUCUUCUUUUAAUGACCCGUCGUUCUAUUUCAAGCUUCCGUAUACCUUGUCAGGCUAUUUCCAACUUAUCGGGCAGUUUCAUGGGUGAUAUGAAAUGUUGCUGUUGACAAAUUGUAAAGUCAAAUUUGAAGUAUUUCUAUUCCAGAAAUCUGUUUAAGUUUUGAAGCUUUGCUUACGAUUUGUUAUGUGUGUGAUGAAUUAUGUAUUCUUCUUUAUUUAGGCCAGUGUAAUGAGGUGUGGAGUAAUGAGAGUUUCAAAAAAGAGCGUGUGAGAGGGCAUGGGACAGCUUUAAAGGAAGGGAGGGGGCAGUGGCGGGGUUGAGAGUGAGGGGGGAACAGGGAGCCAACAGGGAAGUUCUGUUGGCUUGUCCAGGGGGAAUGAUGGGGGUUUCAGGUAGUGCGGGAGAAAAGUUCAUCAAUUAUAUUUCACCGAUCGUUUUCUUGUUAAUAGGUUUUGGUAGUUACAUUUAAAUAUGUUAAAAGUUGAGUUAUAUACGAGUGCAUUAUAUGAAAGGCAUGCCAACAGUAACAUUUCCUAUGUCAAAUUGAUAAACUUUAGACAGAUUUUUUUUUUUAUCCUUGGUAUCAGUAGUUUAAAAAGUCAUCCCGUAAACGUUAAGUUGUUUGUGUGCUCAUGACAGGCCCUGCAGAUGGCAAGGGUCAACCUGAGUAAGACAGUUCUACAAGAAGCUGAGGCCACCCUGGGGUUCCUGCUGCAGCUGUGUGCCUAUCAGAAGCAGUGGAGGUUUCACCUUCCUGAUGUCCUGGCUAAACUUGUGGUGCGUACCGUUUAUGUGUCUUUGUUUCAUGAUGUCCUGGCUAAACUUGUGGCGUGCACCGGCUGUGUGUGUCUUUGUUUCAUGAUGUCCUGGCUAAACUUGUGUGUACACCGGCUGUGUGUCUUUGUUUCAUGAUGUCCUGGUUAAACUUGUGGUGUGUGCCGGCUGUGUGUCUUUAUUUCAUGAUGUCCUGGCUAAACUUGUGUGUACCGGCUGUGUGUCUUUGUUUCAUGAUGUCCUGGCUAAACUUGUGUGUACUGGCUGUGUGUCUUUGUUUCAUGAUGUCCUGGCUAAACUUGUGGUGUGUGCCGGCUGUGUGUCUUUAUUUCAUGAUGUCCUGGCUAAACUUGUGGUGUGUACCGGCUGUGUGUCUUUGUCUCAUGAUAUCCUGGCUAAACUUGUGGUGUGUGCCGGCUGUGUGUCUUUAUUUCAUGAUGCCCUGGCUAAACUUGUGGUUUGUACGGCUGUGUGUCUUUGUCUCAUAAUGUCCUUUGUUAACCCAUGGCUUUAAAGUCUUGGCCGGAGGGAGGAAAAAAACUGAACUUUCUUCUUAUUAUUAAGAACCUGUGCAUCAAAUUCAGAAAACUUCAAGAGCUAAGAAGAAUUUAUGCAACGGUUGAAAUUUUUAAGACAAGUUUUAAUACAAAUUAAAUUUUUUAGAAGGGGAGUCAUUAUGACCAGGCCAAGAAACAGCUGGGGGGAAAUGUAAAUUAGUUGUUACUAAUAUUUAAUUGCUCUUUGCUUUAGUUUUGUUGAUAUUUUCAAUAAUGGCAAGAUGAGCAUUUACACGAUAAGCUUUGUUUCUCUCUUUUUAGGGUUCUCUGAUGUCAAUGGUCCAGACACACAUGGCAUUGAUGAUCCGACCUCGAUAUUUGCAACACAUUUUAGAGGUGAGAAAGGUAGCGUUGUGUCAGUUAAGUUAUUUUGAACACACACACCUUAAACUGAUGUGCUGGGUGCCACUGGCUCAUCUAUUGUGUUGUGGCUCACUGGCUCACACAUUGUGCUGUGGCUCACUGAUUGUGCUGUGGCUCACUGGCUCAUCCAUUGUGCUGUGGCUCACUGGCUCGCCCAUUGUGCUGUAUGUGAAGUUGUCACUGAGAUUUCUACAAAUUGAAGAUACAUUUGAUUCCUUUGUUUUCCCCAGCAUCACAAAGUACAAGAUGGUGUGAGUACAUCGGAGACCAUCCUCCAGCCACCCUCAUAUCUCCAGCACCAGAGUUCACUGGAUGAUGUGGAACAGCCUUCGGCACGAUUGGUGGAGACGCAGCACAGGUAUACAGAACAGCUUUCAAUGAGGGACAUGUCUGAUAGAUCAGAGCAGCUUUCAAUGAGGGACAUGUCUGAUAGAUUAGUACAGCUUUCAAUGAGGGACAUGUCUGAUAGAUUAGUACAGCUUUCAAUGAGGGACAUGUCUGAUAGAUCAGAACAGCUUAAAAUGAGGGACAUGUCUGAUAGAUCAGAACAGCUUUCAAUGAGGGACAUGUCUGAUAGAUCAGAACAGCUUUCAAUGAGGGACAUGUCUGAUAGAUCAGAACAGCUUUCAAUGAGGGACAUGUCUGAUAGAUCAGAACAGCUUUCAAUGAGGGACAUGUCUGAUAGAUCUUCAUGGGCUAAUUAAAAAUGACACGGAUCUUCAAAAGAAUUUUUAAAUCCCUUAUAAUAAAUUCACUUUUCUUCGUGGGUGGCAGGCUGGCUGCCAUAAUUUCGGGCGGCUAAUUGACCCUCUCCCCUUCAAACUAUCGAGCUGAAACUUGGCACAUAGACAACACAUUCUUUCAUAUCAGUUUUUCCUGUUUUUCAAGGGGAAGAUGAAGGAAAAUUGCAGAUAAAUACGCUAAAUGAGAUUCUUUUUUUUUUUAAGCUAUCGCAAUAGUGUUUGGCGUGUAAUAUGUUUCUCUAAAAAUAAUCAUGCAGCGUUAAAGUGGGUGGGUCAUUAGAAUAUUAAUACAUUUCAGGGUCAUGAGAAAUAUGUGCGGUUGCGAGGUUGUGAGGGCUCUAAUUGGAAAUCUUGUAAAGAGCGUUACUUGCAUGCAUGUUUUGUCAAAUUUUCAGUCCCACCCUCCAUUGCUCUAUAUUACAUUUUAUAAAAGGAAUUAUACAAACAACAAAAAACAUGUAUUUUCAGGGUUGUUCAAUUAAAUCUCUUACCACUUAUAUAUUCAUCUUUCGUCUCAUCACACAGCAUUUGCUUAUAAAUUUAAAAAAAAAAAAAAUUAACAGAGUAAGGAUAAUAUGUCCAAGCUCAGCAAAUUAUUAAAAUAUAUGUUUUCCUAUGGUCUCCUGGUGGGUCUUCCAGCUACGCUCCUGGAUAGAAUUAAAAAAAACACAAUAAUCCGGCUCGCAUUGUUCUGCGCAAAUGCAAAUUUGACCAUGCAAAAACACUUCUGAGAGAGCUGCAUUGGCUGCCGGUCCGCGCUUGCAUAGAGUACCAAAUUGCAACUCUGUGCUACCGCUGCUUGCAUGACCUGGCGCCAUCCUAUCUCAAAGAGCUCAUGAUGCUUUAUGUACUCACUAGAUCACGCCGUUCAUCCGAUAGUGGCAAACUCUGGAUACCGCGAGUGUGCCUUGAGACCAUACGGAAGGCACACUUUCACUUUUUUUUGGCCCAAGAAUCUGGAACUGCCUUCCUAUUGCUCUCAGAAACAGCCAGACACUGCAGUCUUUCAAAACUGAGUUGAAAACACAUCUUUUUCGCAUUCACCUGCUUGGGUGAUGUAGUCUACCUCCUUGUUUUCCAUUGAGCUUGCUCAUAAUCCUCGAUGUAUAUUGGCUUGUAUUGUCCAUUGGCUUGUAUUGUCCAUACGCUUGUAUGUAGAUUUUGUAUUUUUGCGUUUUGUAUUUUAUUGCGCCUUGAGCCUAAAUUAGGGACGAAGCGUGUGUUGAAAUGAACUAUAUUAUUAUUAUUAUUAAAAUGUGCAUUUGUUCAGCUGAGUUAUUCUGACCACUGGUCUCUUCAUUCUUUGCCCCCCCAAGGAUAAUGAAACUUUUUGGUACAGCACUGUCCUGUCUCAAGCAUUUCACACCUACCUUGCCAGAGAUUCUGUUUGAUCAGGUAAAUUAGCUUUAUUUUGUUGAUGACAAAGCUCAACAUUGUGGCUGCAGUGAUAUUCUUUAAUUUUAGAUGAUAAUCUCCCUAUGAAAGUCAUUUAACAAAUGUUCCUUGCACUCUCAUAGUGACAGUUUGAAAUUGACAUUGUUUAACUAUGUGUACUUUUCAGACAUAAACAUGGAACAGGACAUCACCCAAAUUUAAUGUUAUUCCCCUCCCCUCCUCUUAUUUUUCUCUCCAUAUUUGCUGCGCAGUUGUUGGUUGUUUUUUUAUGUAUUUUUAUAACAGACUAAGCUUAGUUUGAAUGAUUUAUUGUAAUUUUCGUUGAUGUCUACAAAUUUCAGGGUAUAGAUGUCACGGAAUGGGAACCGAUACUUUCCCUUGGCUUUGGGACACCUUCCCUGGACGAUCAAGGGGACGGCAUCACAUUCGGCACACUGCUCAACUGUGUCACAAUCUGCGUUAGGCACAUAUCAAGGGUAGGUCAUCAAAGUUCAAAAAUAGAUCAGUGCCUCUAAAACUGCUGAUCUAUGAAACAUGAGCAGACUCCAACCACAGGCUCCCCCUAACAGCAUAAGGGUGAAAAUCUUAAGGAUAUCCAAAGAUAAUAAUAAUCCAUACAUUUGGCUCUGAUCCCAGUUGCUUUGUGGAAAUGUUUAUAUUUGGUGUGCCAAACUGAAAAGCUUGAGAAGCUCUGAAUUUGAUGACUUUGUUUAACAUGAAAAUCUUGUAUAAUAAUAGUAUUUGUUAAUUGUGAGAAAGCUUAUCCCAUUUGUCACCCAACAUAUCCCAAUUGUCACCCACCUUAUCCCAUUUUUCAACCAACGUCUUCAAAAAAGUUCUUUCUUCCCAUUUCCCCUUUCCUUACAAUCUACCGAUCACAACUAGCAGAAACCUUCCUAAUGGUGCUCAUCUACUGGCGCUUAGCCUAUUUCAAUCAAAAUUUCAUUGUAUGAUGAAUCUAAAACUAAAAGAAUAAUACGAAAAAUGUGAAAUUUGUCAAAUACCAGGCUGGUUCAUUUUUAUUUUUUUUAAAAACUUUUACACCAUUCCUUACACCAUUUAAAAAAAAAAAAAUGUUUUUGUUGUUUAUUUAUUUUGUAACUGUUAAUUUUUAUUGUUUGUAUUUUGAAUCAGGCUGAGGGUAAGUCUUCGCCACACAGGUCAUCUCCAGACGAUUCAAACAAAGCCCAGAUACCACGGUGAGUGCCCCCCCCCCCACCCCCCCAAACUUGAGGAAACUGUCUAUGUCUGUUGUUUAUAAAACCAAGAAUUGAGAUUGACUCUUGUAUACAUUGAACUGUGGCACACAUAAAGUUAUUUGGUACACCCUGAUUAGUUUUUUCCCCAUCUGUAUCAGACACUUUGAAAGAUUGGCUUCGUAAGGUGCCCCCCACACACACACACACCCACACCAAACCCCACACAUGUAGGUAUCAGUCAUUUUACUCUGGUAGAAAGGGUUUGAACACAACAUUGUAUGAUAAAGCCAUUCCUCAACCUGUGGGUCGCGACCCCUUUCUAGUGUCGAUCGACCCUUACACAGGGGUCGCCUAAGACCAUAGGAAAACACAUAUUUAUGAAGUGGCAAUGAAAAUAAUUUUAUGGUUGGGGGUCACCACAACAUGAGGAGCUGUAUUAAAGGGUCACGGCAUUAGGAAGGUUGAGAACCACUAAUAUAGUAAACAUAUUGAGCUCAUUACCCAAAAUAUAUAUGGCACAUUGUUCUAGAAUAAAUUGUCGGCACUGUUAAGAACUUUGCCGUAUCUAAAAAUGCAAAUUAAUGGCAGUUCUUCAUUGAGACCAGUGCAGAUUUACUUCCAAAAAGCUCUGGAGACCAAUCAUUUACUCAGCAGUCCAUUCUGACACUAAUAACCAUGACCUGAGAGAAGCAAUAUGAUGUCAUGAAUAAAAACAUUAUAUUACAAUCAUAUGCCACAAAAUUGACCAGAAGGUUUUAAGAUUUCGUAAAUGUUAGUUGAAAUCACCAAUCACAAGAUGAACAGGUAGCUUUAGUGUGACCAUCUCGUCAACUUCACCUGGACACGUUCAAUAUAAGAAAUAGAGUUGUGACAUCACUGAUCUGUGUCAUGUUUCUUGUCUUGCUCAGGCCCAUCGUCCAGCUGGCCUUAGAGCUGAGCUUGGACAUACUGAUGUCUCAGGCGUGCAGGUACCUCAGGGAUCCAUCCCUCAUUCCCAGAGACAGACAGUUCCUCAAAAGAGAGCUUGGAACAGAGCUGGUAAGUAGAGAUAAUCCCCCAUUUUAACUAUAACUUAAUUGUUAGAUAAACCAUGACCCUCGGGUGCUGAUGUUUUUGUCUGUGCCUCUGUUUAGAUGUGACAAUGGGACACUAAACUGAUAGCGCCUGAUUAUUUGGGGGGGGGGGGGGGGGUGUUGUUCAUAAAACUGAAAUCAGGCACUUUCUUUUAGACUUUUGAACAAGGGGCUAGUCCAUUUCGGGGGCUUGGAGCUUUAAAUGAAGCUAGCAAAAGCAGUUGUUGUUUUUUUUAUGGGGGGGGGGGGGGUGGUGUUGUUCAUAAAACUGAAAUCAGGCACUUUCUUUUAGACUUCUGAACAAGGUGCUAGUCCAUUUCGGAGGCUUAGAGCUUUAAAUGAAGCUAGCAAAAGCAGUUGUUGUUUUUUUUGUAGUAGUAAUCUUAGACUGCCCCGGUGGCUCUAACCCUAGCUUCGCCACAGAGCCAAAGUUGAAGCAGCCCCUACACUUAAAGUCCCCUUUAUCUAGUCCUUGCAUUAGAUUUUUUCCACCGAGUCUCAUUAUUUAUCCUCUUCUUGGAAGUAAAACUAAAAUAAAAAAAAUAAAAAACAUUCAAUCCUGUUGGCUGCCAAAACCGUCCAUUUAUGAAACAAAUUUCUUUUCACAAUAACCAAAUUCACUGAGAUUGUUUACACUCUUGAAGGUGUUCUUAAGAUGACAGACCUGUUUACUCUUACGACUUUGGCGUACAAUGUAUGAUUUUGAGGGGUAUACAAUAUAUAUAUACUGCGCUUUUUUUUUCUAUAAAGAGAAUGUACUGAACAAUUAUGUGAUGGCAUUGUACGAUUUUAAGAGUUUGAGGGUAAACAGGUCUGAGAUGAUAUGUUUCAAAGAUGUAAGCUGAUGUAAGUGCUGUUUAGAUCCUUGAAGGUUUCUCUUAAGAUGAUAUGUUUGAAAGAUGUAAGCUGAUGUAAGUGCUGUUUACAUCCUUGAAGGUUUCUCUUAAGAUGAUAUGUUUGAAAGAUGUAAGCUGAUGUAAGUGCUGUUUACAUCCUUGAAGGUUUCUCUUAAGAUGAUAUGUUUGAAAGAUGUAAGCUGAUGUAAGUGCUGUUUACAUCCUUGAAGGUUUCUCUUAAGAUGAUAAGUUUGAAAGAUGUAAGCUGAUGUAAGUGCUGUUUACAUCCUUGAAGGUUUCUCUUAAGAUGAUAUGUUUGAAAGAUGUAAGCUGAUGUAAGUGCUGUUUACAUCCUUGAAGGUUUCUCUUAAGAUGAUAAGUUUGAAAGAUGUAAGCUGAUGUAAGUGCUGUUUACAUCCUUGAAGGUUUCUCUUAAGAUGAUAUGUUUGAAAGAUGUAAGCUGAUGUAAGUGCUGUUUAGAUCCUUGAAGGUUUCUCUUAAGAUGAUAUGUUUCGAAGAUGUAAGCUGAUGUAAGAACCUAGAUAAAAAAAAUUUUUGCAAGAUGAAACAAAUAUUAUUUAUGUUUGAUGACAAAAAAAAAUGUGUUUCAUGUUCCAAACACAGAACUCUUGCUUGUCCCCCCUUCAUCGCCAGCUGAAAAGAGGUGCUGGAGAUAGGUCAUUAUCCCUCACACCCCCACACCACACACAGCCUUCAGCUCCAGGUUAGUUCAACAAACAUUCUUUUCUACCCGCCACUGCUCACCCAAUGGCACACGGAGAAUUUAGAUAUUUUAAUGUGUUUGCAUAUAAAGUACAUGUGAGUUCAUAUGCAUUGAAAUUAUAACUCAUGUCACAAUGAGAUUAUAACUCACAAAAAAAAAAAAAAAAAAGCUUGCACAAAAAUAUUAUUUCAUUGAUUAAUUUAUUAAAAUGUGGUAACUUUCAGCCUUCUGACAUACCAUACUUUAAAUUUAUUAUUGGAUAGUUCAUUUACUUGGACUAAAUUUUUCUCAUAGCCAACUCUUCCUUCUCAUAGCUAAAUCUUACUUCUCAUAGCUAAAUCUUCCUGCUCAUAGCCGAAUCUUGCUUCUCAUAGCUAAAGCUAGCUUGCGAGAGCCAAAUCUUGCUUCUCAGAGCCAAAUCUUGCUCAACCUUGCAAACCAAAAACUUACAAGUUUAAUCAAUUUUUUUUUUCUUUUCCCCUUCAGCGAGUCUGACAGUGGUAUCAACUGCCACCACAUCUGGCGCAGGUUUAACAGCAUCAUCUCUGAGCGCGCUCACCCCUGUCGGCACCCCUGGCACACCACAGAGUGGGAGCCGUCUGACCCCUCAGCUCAGUCGUUCGGCCUCCCUGACUUCGGUGGGAUCCCAGGAACCGACCUACUUUAAACUUGUCCAGGCCUUUGUCCAGAAAGUUUUAAAAUAAUGUCAGUUGAUCAAAACAUUUUAGUAUUCAAGGAGACAUUGCUGCAACCGUUUGCUUGCCAUGCUUUUAAAUAACAGAGGAGGCUGGUCUGUUUAGCAUUUGACUUCAUCGGAAAUUUUAAGUGAAAUAUUAGAUUGUUGUGGAAUUGCAAUGAAUUGUUGUAAAUUUAUAAGAAGAUGUACAGGUCAAAUAAAAUUUAAGUACUGAAAACACUCAUCGUCUUAUUGUAGCUGGGUGCCACUAACAUGCAUUGUAGAGGAAGUUCAUGAAAAACAAAUAUUCCUGGCAUUCAAGCUCAUAGAAGAACAGAAGCGUCAUCAAACCCAGCCCCAAUCCUACAUUGAAUACUGUAAAUAAUGUUUUCUUGAACACCAAUCAAAGCUGUAAAUGUUCAAUAGAAUAUAUGAUUUUUAUUCAAUAACAUUUGGGUAAAUAUUUUGUCUGCUUCAAAGUUCAUAAACAUCCUGAUUGAGACAAUAACUCUAGGGAUAAGGAUAGCAUUAGACUUUAUUAUACUUUUCUUGCUGUUUUUUAUACCGGAACUUCAAUUUUUUUUAAAAUUUCCCGCUGUAAAUAAGUAUCAUCAGGCUACAAUAGUUAUGGUUCCAUAGUACAAAAACAUUCAUACUGCCACAAUACUAAUACCCCCAUGCUAACUGCUUUUAAACUGAAAAAAAUUUUAAAAGCUUGGACAAGAACACACUUAUGGGGAACUGCAAGGAUAUGUUUAUAUUUUGAAUGUGUGAAGGAAUGGUGAGUUUGUUGGAUUGCUAGAAUGGUUGCCUUUGAUGGAUCAGACUGCACUACAGUGAAGCACAAAUGGAGAUGAUAGAAUGAAAGGAGAAUGACAGAAGAUAAUGGCAGGGCAAACAUUGAUAUAAGAGUAUAAAAAGUGAGGAUGAUAACCAAAAAAGUAAAUUGUGUGAACGAGAGGACGGAUGAAGAUGGCGCGUACAUACCAAUGACAUCUGUGCACUGUUGCUGGUUUUUGUUUUUUUUCCUAAU